Molecule: messenger RNA, 2337 nt
Organism: Gloeophyllum trabeum ATCC 11539
Lineage: Eukaryota; Fungi; Basidiomycota; Agaricomycetes; Gloeophyllales; Gloeophyllaceae
Product: long-chain-fatty-acid-CoA-ligase
Exons: 6
Coding region: 24-2093 (689 amino acids)
Biological process (GO): long-chain fatty-acyl-CoA metabolic process; long-chain fatty acid metabolic process
Cellular component (GO): endoplasmic reticulum; lipid droplet; plasma membrane
Molecular function (GO): long-chain fatty acid-CoA ligase activity
Source: RefSeq, a predicted model, not a curated record
CCCCGCAUUUCUGCUCGUCCGCCAUGUCUUACAAGCCGCGCAACUUUGGAAAGGGGUCCGUUGAGGUCGAGUCGAACCCGCCGCCAGGCCAGGCGCCGACGCGCAGGCUUGCCAUCACGGCGGACAAACUCGUUACGCAGCCAUUCGAGGGGAUCGACACCGUCUACGACAUCCUCGCGUAUGCUGCGCGCACGCACGGAACGAACAACGCUAUGGGAUGGAGAGAGGUCGUGGAUGUACAUGAAGAGGAGAAGGACGUGAAGAAGGUUGUAGGCGGAAAGGAGGUUACGGAGAAGAAGAAGUGGAAGUACUUCCAGCUGAGCGAGUACAAGUACAUCAACUUCCUGCAGGUGAAGGACGCCGUUACGGAGGUCUCAAAGGGUCUGCUCGAGCUCGGAGUGGGCAAGGACGACAUCUUUAACGUAUACGCUCAGACGAGCCUUAAUUGGCAGCUUAUGGCUUUUGGCUGCAGCUGCAUCUCUACUGCCAUUGCAACCGCAUACGACACGCUUGGAGAAUCUGGUCUGACGCACUCGCUCAACGAGCCCAACUGUGUCGGCAUUUUCACCAAUGGCGAGCUCCUGCCUGUCGUGUCCAAGGUGAUCGCCAAUGUCCCCUCACUACGCAUCGUUGUCUACGACGACAAGCCAUCUCAGUCUGUCCUCGACUCGAUUAAGAACUCCAGGGAAGGCAUCACGGUCAUCCACAUUGACGAGCUUCGCAAGGUCGGGCAGUCGAAGACCGAGGACAUCCCUUCGGACAGACUGCCGACGCGCGACCGCGUCGCGUGCAUCAUGUACACCAGCGGGACGACGGGCCCGCCGAAGGGAGUCGUCAUCACACAGGGCAACCUGAUUGCGUCGGUGGGAGCGGUUUACACGCUCCUCGGGCACUUGUUCAUUCCCGGUGAUUCGUUCCUGGCUUACCUUCCGCUUGCCCACAUUCUCGAGUAUAUCGUGGAGCUGGCCCUAUUCUUUGUCGGGAUGACGAUCGGAUACGGGCGUGUGCGGACGCUGACGGACCAGUCGGUGCGCCAGUGCAAGGGCGACCUCAGCGAGUUCAAGCCGAGCAUCAUGGUCGGCGUGCCGGCUGUUUGGGAGACCAUCAGAAAAGGAAUUAUCGGCAAAAUUAACUCGACGGGCACGGUGAAGAAGAGUGUGUUCAAUGGCGCGAUGAGCGUCAAGAAGGCGGGCGUGCCGGGUCUCAGCCAGAUCGUGGAUAACGUGGUGCUGGCCCAGGUCAAGGCUGCCACGGGAGGGCGCUUACGAUUCGCCCUGAGCGGUGGUGCGGCGCUCAGCAAGGAGACGCAGGAGUUCCUGAACUUGGCGCUGGUGACUAUGCUCCAGGGUUACGGUAUGACCGAGUCAUGCGGCAUGUGCGCUAUUCUUCCGCCUGAAUUCAUGCAAUACGGUUCUGUCGGUCUUCCCGUCCCGUCGAUCGAGAUCAAGCUGCUGGAUGUCCCUGAGGCGGGGUACCGGGCCACCAACAACCCGCCACAGGGUGAAGUGUGCAUUCGUGGGCCGUCAGUCACGAAGGGGUACUACAAGAGGGACGACUUGAACAAUGACGAGACGAUCUUCACGAAGGACGGGUGGUUGAGGACCGGUGAUGUCGGGCAGUGGAACAAAGACGGUACCUUGAGCCUGAUUGAUCGGAUCAAGAACUUGGUCAAGCUGCAGGGCGGAGAGUAUAUUGCGCUCGAACGCCUGGAGUCGACCUACAAGUCCUGCAAUUUAGUCUCCAACAUCUGCGUGCACGCCACCACUGACGCGAAACAGCCGAUCGCGAUCAUAAUCCCGAAUGAGCAGCACCUCCGUGCGACGCUCAAGACCACCUCCGACAUUCCGGAGCAUACGCCAUUGUCUGAGUUGUGCCAGAAGGACAAGGUAAAGGAGCUGGUGUUGAAGGAGUGUAAUGCGGCCGGGAAGAAGAGCGGUUUCAAGUCGUUAGAGAUGUUGCAGGCGGUCAUCCUCACGCCUGAUGAGUGGACGCCCGAGAACGGGCUUGUGACGGCGGCGCAGAAGGUGCAGAGGAAGAAGGUGGCGGAGAAGUUCGACAAGGAGAUUAAGGAGGCGUACAAGAACCAGGGUUGAGGGCUUUCAGUGGAGGGAGAAGGUCGUAGUUCCGUUUUUCUUGGUCGACUUCUUACCAUUUACUGUACAUAUACCUUCGCGCCUAACCGAGUUGUAAGUUGGACAUCAUAGAUUCAUGAGCGAUUCACAUGUGAUAUCGCGAUAACGGCGAUUGCCCCAACCGCUCCGACUGGAUGCAAGGCCUUAGGCCCAGUGGAAAUCGACAAUAUUUUCGUGUUUUUAGAUAUGUUCCUCUAUAUAACAG